This is a messenger RNA of Sphaeroforma arctica JP610, 936 nucleotides long. RefSeq lists its product as hypothetical. The record is from RefSeq and is a predicted model, not a curated record. Lineage: Eukaryota; Ichthyosporea; Ichthyophonida. The transcript has 2 exons. The coding region runs from base 1 to 936 and encodes 311 amino acids.
AUGAAAACAGACUUCCGUGAGAACACUGGCAUGGCACCACGAGGGCUAUGCAAUAUGCUUAAGGAAUAUAGAGAGACUGCAUCAGUAGAGAAGGGUCCAGAGAUUGUGCGUAUUGGUAACACUGCCAAAAUCGAACAAGAUAAGCUGGAUAUAGUACAAGUAAAGUUGAUGUUCUUCUGUCAACCAAUAUACUACAAGCCUGCCGAGUGUUUCAUGCCUUUCAUUAAGAAGGUACAUGCGCAAAAGCUAAAACUGCUCGAUCUCGCUCCGGAACAGAUAAGCACGAAAACAUCCUCAUACAUAUAUGGUAUGGAUUUGAUAGAUACACAGAACUGGGUUAAUGAUAUGUAUAAUAUUGUAUGUCCCCCCUGGCUGGCAGUGUGGAACGAAAGGAUAGGUGUGGCAGGAUUGCCUUAUGAGUCUAUAAACUUUGAUAAGGAAACUGUAAACUUCAACGCAUGGACGGCUAUUCAGCUUAGACAAUAUGCUAAAGAAAGAUACAUCGCAAUUCCUAAAGCAUAUGAAGCUAAGGCAAACUGGUGGAAUAUCUUCGUAAUUAAGAAAGAGAUUGUACCUGAAGCACCUGCCACAUUAUUGGAAUCACGUAUCCAGUCAGUAGACGAUGCAAGGGGGCGCUUCAAUGGUAUAAAAUUUGAACCUUAUGAUCAAAAUGUAGUGCAGAAAGUACACAUUACAGCAAAGGAGGUCAAAACCUACUUUGGAGUGCACGCGUACACACAAGGAGCCACAGAACAACAAGCCCAACGGGGCGUUACACUGACAUACGCGUUUAAGGAUUGCGUUGAUGAAUAUAAGAAGAUGAAACUCAUGUGUGUGCGAGGUGCUGUGAGUCGUUCAAUGCGAAGUGGCACCAUGGAAGUGUUGUGCAUCCUUCUCAUUGGGAAAAAUCCUGGUACCGGCGAUCUUGUAGUGUAA